AUGCUGUUUCACGGGGCGGUUUUCCUGCUGCUUUGUGUUUUCGCACAACUGGCACUUUGCGCCGAAGAUUUCUACAAGAUCCUUGGGAUAGAUCGCCAGGCAAGCGACAAGCAGAUCAAGUCAGCCUACAGGCAACUGAGCAAGAAGUUCCACCCAGAUAAGAACCCAGGCGACAGCACAGCCCAGGAGAAGUUUGUCGAGGUUUCCGAGGCCUACGAAGCCCUCAUCGAUUCCGAGUCGCGAAAGAUAUACGACCAAUAUGGACAUGAGGGGUUGAAACAGCGCCAGCAGGGAGGUGGGGGAGGACACCACGAUCCUUUCGACCUGUUCAGCCGCUUCUUUGGUGGAGGUGGCCACUACCAGCGCGGACAGCCGCGCGGGCACAACAUCGAGAUCAAGGUCGGCAUCGCCCUGCGCGACUUCUACAACGGACGGGAAACCGAGUUCCAGUGGGACAAACAGCAGAUCUGCGAAGAGUGCGAGGGAUCGGGCUCUGCAGACGGCGUCGUGGACACUUGCCAGCAUUGUGGUGGCCAUGGUGUGCGCAUCGUCAAGCACCAGUUGGCUCCUGGCAUGUUCCAGCAGGUCCAGACACAGUGCAACGCCUGCGGUGGCCGCGGCAAGACCAUCAAGCACAAGUGCCCAGUCUGCAACGGCGAUAGGGUCAUCCGCAAGUCAACUACGGUCAGUCUCAAGAUUGAUCGUGGUGUGGCGAGAGACGCCAAGCUCGUAUACGAGAACGAGGCGGACGCGAGCCCAGACUACAUAGCCGGCGACCUCGUCGUCACGCUGGCCGAGAAGGAGCCCGACAUGGAGUCGGAGAACCCUGAUCACGUCGAUGGCACAUUCUUCCGGCGGAGAGACAACGAUCUCUUCUGGAGAGAGGUCUUGUCGCUCCGAGAGGCCUGGAUGGGCGACUGGACCCGCAACCUCACACAUCUGGACGGCCACGUCGUAAGGCUAGGGCGCGAGCGCGGACAUAUUGUGCAGCCGGGCCACGUGGAUACCGUCGAGGGCGAGGGCAUGCCCAUCUGGAACGAAGAAGGCGACUCUGUGUAUCACCAGCACCAGUUCGGCAAGCUCUAUGUUGAGUACGUUGUCGUACUGCCAGACCAGAUGGAGUCUGGCAUGGAGAAAGAAUUCUGGGCGGUAUGGCAGAAGUGGAGGGGGAAGAUCGGUGUCGACCUGCACAAGGACAGCGGGAGACCAGAUGUCCCCAUAGCCGCAAGUUCUGGCGAGGGGAAGAAGGAUGAGCUGUAA
This is a messenger RNA of Anthostomella pinea, 1260 nucleotides long. NCBI's taxonomy places the organism in Eukaryota, Fungi, Ascomycota, Sordariomycetes, Xylariales, Xylariaceae. The record is from the annotation of a GenBank genome assembly.